Molecule: messenger RNA, 816 nt
Organism: Pseudozyma flocculosa PF-1
Lineage: Eukaryota; Fungi; Basidiomycota; Ustilaginomycetes; Ustilaginales; Ustilaginaceae
Exons: 1
Coding region: 1-816 (271 amino acids)
Cellular component (GO): mitochondrion
Source: RefSeq, a predicted model, not a curated record
AUGCUACGCAGCCAGACGGCGAGGCGCGUGGCGUCUUCGUCGGCGUCGACGCUCACUGCACGACCGCAGAGCCUGGCGCCGGCCCGCUCCCUCGUCCGAUCCGCCUCGACUCGCCCCUCGGCAGCGGCGCCUCUGGCCCUGUUCCCUCACCCUCUCGCCUCGAGAGCCACGCCGGGGGCGCCUCGCAUGGUGCUAGCCUCUGUGCGGCCCUUUUCCGUCCACAGCGCCGUGCCCAAGCCGCAACCGGAUCCUCGACGUCCGGAGCAAGAGCAAGAGCAAGAGGAGCAGGACAAGGAGGACGAGGAAGAGGAGCGCAAGGCGAGAAAGGGCUCGCUCAAGGACCGACUGCGCUAUCUGACCCGGCGGUACGGGUGGUGGGCGCUGGGCGUCUACCUGGCCGCGUCGUCGGUCGACCUGGGCCUGACGUUUGCGGCCAUCCACAUGCUGGGCGCCGACCACAUCCGCCAGCUCGAGACGCGGGUGCGCGACGCCGUCGGCCUGUCGAAGCGGCAAGAGAGCGACGAGGAGCGCGAGCAGCGCGAGCAGGACGAGCGAGACCAGCAGCAGCCGGGCGCCGCGGGCGCCGACAAGAAGCGGCAGGGCGGCAGCAGCACCAUCUGGACCGAGCUCGUGCUCGCCUACACGAUCCACAAGACGCUCCUCCUGCCCGUCCGCGUCGCAUUCACCGCCGCCGUCACGCCCAGCUUUGUCAAGUGGCUCGUCAAGAUGGGCUGGGCCAAGUCGGCCGCCGCCGUACGAAAGGCCGCAAAGGAAGCCGCCAUCAAGAAGGCGGCCAAGAAGGCGGCCAGCUCGUAG